CAGUGAUGCAUUCUUCGUUAGUCAGAGACACAGGAAUUUAAAUUUAGCUACGCUCCAGGAUCGUUUUUUAUAAAUUCAAAAUACCAUUCCUUCAUUUAAAGUCUUCUCUCUCUCUCUCUCUGGCAAUUAAAACUCAAAUUUCUCGAGGACUGGAGAUUUAAACCCUUAAAAGAAUGUCGAACACUAAUCAGAAUCGGCGGCCUUCCUUUACCUCGUCAGUGAAACCAAUCUCUAACACGGCGGUUAUGGCCAAGAAACGAGCCCCACUGGGUAACAUCACUAAUCAAAAGAAGGAGUCACAAAUCCCAAAUUCAUCUGUUGAUUUUGCGCAUUGUUCGAACAAAUCUGCGAAAUUGAAGCAGGCACCAACACAACCUGUUUGCGUUAAUGCUACUUCUUUGCUCUGUGAGCAAACCCAAGCGUCUUCUUCUAGCAAAUCCGAUGAUGAAUCUAUGUCAAUCGACGAGACAAAGUCUACAUGUGAUUCCUAUAAGAGCCCUGGAGUCGAGUAUAUCGACAGUGAAGAUGUUUCCAUCGAGAGGAAGGCAUUUAGCAAUCUAUACAUAACCCCGAGUUCAGAGACAACUAACGUUAACUAUUGCAGAAGAUAUGUAUUGUCUGAAAUGGAGAAUAAGGAUAAGUUUAUCAACAUCGACAAUAACGAUGCGGAUCCGCAGCUCUGUCCACCGUUUGCUUGUGAUAUUUACAAUCAUCUUCGUGCCGCCGAGGCAAAGAAGCGGCCUGCGGUUGACUACAUGGAGACAGUUCAAAAGGAUGUAAACUCUAGUAUGCGUGGAAUCCUAGUUGAUUGGCUUGUUGAGGUAUCAGAAGAGUAUAGGCUUGUACCUGAGACGUUGUAUCUGACAGUGAACUACAUUGAUAGAUAUCUAUCUGGCAAUGUGAUUAGUAGACACAAGCUUCAGUUGCUCGGUGUGGCAUGUAUGAUGGUAGCAGCAAAAUAUGAAGAGAUAUGUGCACCACAAGUCGAGGAGUUCUGCUAUAUCACCGAUAAUACAUAUCUCAAGGAUGAGGUUUGUCUUUUAACAGGAUUUUGAUUAAUGAG
This is a messenger RNA of Brassica napus (rape), 1063 nucleotides long. RefSeq names its product cyclin-A1-1-like. The transcript is spliced from 6 exons. Gene Ontology annotation, molecular function: cyclin-dependent protein serine/threonine kinase regulator activity. Gene Ontology annotation, biological process: mitotic cell cycle phase transition; regulation of cyclin-dependent protein serine/threonine kinase activity. Bases 174 to 1055 code for a protein of 293 amino acids. The record is from RefSeq and is a predicted model, not a curated record. Gene Ontology annotation, cellular component: cytoplasm; cyclin-dependent protein kinase holoenzyme complex; nucleus. NCBI's taxonomy places the organism in Eukaryota, Viridiplantae, Streptophyta, Magnoliopsida, Brassicales, Brassicaceae.